CCUGAUGCCUCCCGAUUCGCUCGUCGGGGUUUCGCUGCCUCAGGCGCCGAGUUACGCCUCCACCGCCCGAGGUUCUGCCGCAUUUAUCGCCUCAUCACGGUCAACGUCAACCCAGAGUGUGCUAAGAAUAUCAAAUACACUGAGCUUGCUGCUGGUACUAUUUGUCUGUCCGUUUUCCAUUACGGAUGUCCCUUUGGCCUUCAUGGCAGCUUCUCUGUAUUGAGCUCCUCCUUUUCCUAUAGCCCACCCUUACACUGGUCGCACGUCCGGCAUGACACAGCCCUGGCAGACAGCGAUCUCGUUACCCAGGCUGAGGACAAUCAGAGGCCAAGACUUUUUAUUUAUGUACCAUGGCGACAACAUUAUGACACACUGGGCUGCACUCCACAGCUAUAAAUACCAACCGCUACCCCAUGCAUUGAAGCCCAAAACCGAGUAUCUAUACCAAAACCGCGAUCCGAACACAUUAUGGUGGAGGGUGACUACAAAUCAUCUUUCGAUGAAAAAGGUUGUCCGAACUGGUUCCGCGAAGAAAAUACGCAAAGUUUUUCGCGAGGUUCUCAAACAGCAAGGGUAUGACGCUUAUGGUCGGCCUCUAGCACAAGAACAUCUGCCUGAAGGGGCCCGUCUUCGCAGUAAGCCUUUACGUGGAACUCUCGAGAUCCGGGUAGAACCGAGCGCAAUCACACAAAGAGAAUCAAACAUGAAAUCACAGAUGAUGGGACUGCUUUCGCGCACAAAUCGGGCUAUCAGCGACAUGGCGUCGGCAUGGGAGAAGCACGUCCCAGCUAAGUAACACCAUCAUUUAUGGUGCUGGAGGCAAGGACGAUGUAGGCGAGAAGUAUUUCUCUUCAAGUACACAUUUAUACCAAUAUCAGCAGCAACCAUCAAAUAAGAGAGAGUUUUCAAUAGCACUAUUGGCGUAAAAGAUAUAUUAGAGCUGGUCUGGAGGAAGGUAUUAAUAGUAGCAGUG
Molecule: messenger RNA, 973 nt
Organism: Talaromyces proteolyticus
Lineage: Eukaryota; Fungi; Ascomycota; Eurotiomycetes; Eurotiales; Trichocomaceae
Exons: 1
Coding region: 272-796 (174 amino acids)
Source: RefSeq, a predicted model, not a curated record